Molecule: messenger RNA, 980 nt
Organism: Nematostella vectensis (starlet sea anemone)
Lineage: Eukaryota; Metazoa; Cnidaria; Anthozoa; Actiniaria; Edwardsiidae
Product: Parkinson disease protein 7 homolog
Exons: 6
Coding region: 51-620 (189 amino acids)
Biological process (GO): guanine deglycation, glyoxal removal; protein deglycation, glyoxal removal
Cellular component (GO): nucleus; cytosol
Molecular function (GO): protein deglycase activity
Source: RefSeq, a predicted model, not a curated record
UUUGUAACCAAUAGAAUCCCCCGUAAAGAACCCUGUUGUAUCCAGUAAAGAUGGCGUUCGACACGAAGGGAUCUGCGCUUGUAAUUUUAGCGGAGGGUGCAGAAGAAAUGGAGGCCGUUAUCACUGCUGACGUUUUGCGGAGAGGAAAGGUGAAUACAGUUGUUGCUGGUCUCACUGGUCCUGACCCGGUGGUCUGCAGUCGACAGGUCCAGGUCAAGCCGGACAUGGGGCUGGAAGAUGCACUCAAAAAGGUUCCGUAUGAUGCAGUUAUUCUACCUGGUGGACUGACAGGAGCCCAAAACCUAGCCAAAUCUGAUCAAGUUGGGCAGAUUCUUCGUGAGCAGUAUGAAGCUGGAAGAAUUGUAGCAGCCAUAUGUGCAGGUCCAACUGCCCUUUUGGCUCACGGUGUAGGAGGGGGAAAGAGGGUCACUUCAUACCCUUCCUUCAAGGAUAAAAUGACAGGGUACACAUACAGCGAGGACCGUGUGGUAAGGGACGGUAACCUGAUCACCAGCCGGGGCCCGGGCACCGCCUUUGAGUUCGGUAUUGAGCUUGUGAGGGCAAUCCGCGGAGAUGACGGCGCGGCUGAUGGACUUGCUUCACAGAUGCUACUCAAAUGAUGAGAUUUAUCAAGAUACGUAGAUAGGAAGGAGAACGCUUUUGUGGGAGAUGAUAAAGGCUAUAAAACUGAAAACAACAGUGAUAACGAAUCAUCAUUAAUGAUAUAAGUAGAUAUUUACAUUUAGUAAAAACGUUGGUUUGAUAUUACCCUGGGUAUCAAUGCCUCCAGGCUUCGACGUCACGGCAUUUUGGCUGAGCGUCACUGGACGGGAGAAGUCUGGUAGCUAUUGUACCAAGGGUAGUUUAAUAUCUCAUGUCGUCAAUUAGUAUAAUUUUUUCUUGCUCGCACAGAGCUUUGUUCCUUUCAACAUUCAAAUUUUGCGCGAAAAAUUCGUAAAUAAAUACAAUGAUGGAUUAGA